CCCCAGACUCCUCCACAUCCCUCCUUCUCCCGUCUCUUCCUGCCUAUCCCAGCCCCCCUCCCCUCAGCAUUCCCGCCCAUUCUCUCCUCCCCUUGCUUUCUGCUUCCCUCUCUCUCUCUUCAACCAACACAAGGAAGCAGACACAGGGCACGGAACCGCCCGUCCCCCCUUAUACGUACCGUGAAACGGAUCUAAUUGUUAUCCUGCCCGACACCCGGCUGGAGCCAUGAGCUGGGGUACUGAGUUGUGGGACCAGUUUGAUAAUUUGGAGAAGCAUACACAGUGGGGCAUAGACUUCUUGGACAAAUAUGCAAAGUUUGUGAAAGAAAGAUUAGAGAUUGAGCAGAAUUAUGCAAAACAGCUCAGAAACCUGGUGAAGAAGUACUGCCCUAAACGUUCAGCUAAAGAUGAAGAACCCAGAUUUACCUCUUGUUUAUCUUUUUACAACAUUCUCAAUGAGCUGAAUGAUUAUGCUGGACAACGAGAGGUAGUUGCAGAAGAAAUGGGCCAUAGAGUUUAUGCUGAGAUAAUGAGAUACUCAAAUGACAUAAAAGGAGAACGGAAAUCGCAUCUUCAGGAGGGGCGCAAAGCUCAGCAAUACCUGGAUAUGUGCUUAAAACAAAUGGAUAAUAGCAAGAGGAAAUUUGAAAGAGAGUGUAGAGAGGCAGAGAAGGCUCAGCAAACCUAUGAGAGACUGGAUAAUGACAGCAAUGCCACAAAGUCUGAUGUUGAGAAGGCGAAACAGCAGCUCCAUCUGCGCACCCACAUGGCAGAUGAGAGCAAAAAUGAGUACGCUGCACAGCUCCAGAAUUACAAUGCAGAGCAACACAAACAUUUUUAUAUCGUAAUCCCACAGGUAUAUAAGCACCUCCAAGAAAUGGAUGAACGAAGAACCGUUAAGCUUAGUGAAUGUUAUAAAGGGUUUGCUGAUGCUGAGCGGAAAGUUAUACCCAUUAUUUCCAAGUGUUUAGAAGGGAUGGUUCAAGCAGCCAAGUCGGUAGAUGAGAGGAGGGACUCCCAGAUAGUGGUGGAUUGCUUCAAAUCUGGUUUUGAGCCUAAUGGAGACUAUCCCUUUGAAGACUACAGCCAGCAUAUUUACAGGACUGUGUCUGAUGGUACCAUCAGUACCCCAAAGCAAGAAUCAUUAAAGCCUGACCCCAGAGUAACAGUUGGGAAAGCCAAAGGCAAACUGUGGCUGUUUGGAAAGAAACCCAAGUGGUCAUUACGGAUGGGUCCGGCUUUGGAAGAUUUCAGCCACCUUCCCCCAGAACAACGGCGCAAGAGACUGCAGCAGAGAAUUGAUGAGCUCAGUCGAGAACUUCAGAAGGAGAUGGAUCAAAAAGACGCUCUGAAUAAAAUGAAAGAUGUCUAUGAGAAGAACCCACAGAUGGGAGAUCCAAGCAGCCUGCACCCAAAAAUAGCUGAAACCACGAGCAACAUUGAAAGGCUUCGGAUGGAAAUUCAUAAAAAUGAGGCUUGGUUAUCAGAAGUGGAAGGCAAAGUAUCCCAGAGAAGUGAGAGACGGCACAGUGCUGAAGCUAACCAUCUUGUAGCACAAGGAAGAGAGAGCCCUGAAGGAAGCUAUACUGAAGAUGCCAAUCAGGAAGGCAGAGUACAGCCUCAGCCCCAUGCUCACCCUGAGUUUGAUGACGAGUUUGAUGAUGAUGAACCUCUCCCAGCUAUCGGACACUGCAAAUCACUCUAUCCUUUUGAUGGCAAUAAUGAAGGCACCUUGGCAAUGAAAGAAGGAGAAGUUUUGUAUAUUAUAGAGGAAGAUAAAGGGGAUGGAUGGACAAGAGCAAGAAAACAAAAUGGAGAGGAAGGCUAUGUACCCACAUCCUACAUAGAUAUCACUCUAGAAAAAAACAGUAAAGGUUCCUGAAGAGGGGUUUCUGUGACUCUGGGCGAGAUGUGGAAGGCGGCUACAUGCAGCUUCUUUUAUGGGGAGGGGAUUAGGCCGGGCCCAUGUGAGAGCAGCUACAAGCAUGAGUGCAUGAUACAUGCAUACAUUGUUCACUAACUCCGUGACACCCUCAGUUUAUGUGGUGCAACAAACUGAGUGCAUAACACAAGCAGCAGUUCGUUGAAAUUUACCAUCAACUUGUCUUUAAGUGGAAUACAUACUAGUGAAUGUUAAUUAGAGGGAAUCUAUUGUUAAUACUUCAUUUCUGAUAUUUUCAUUCAGCCAUGGCAAACUUCAUUGCACUUCACUGGCUCCAAAGGUCACUUACUUGGCAGGUUUUGUAUUUGGCAAAUCCACUCUGUGACUGGUUACUAUAACAUUCAUAGUAAAGGCUUGAUCCUCCCCUAGCAGUGCUUUCUGGAUUUUGUGCCUAUAGCAGAACUAUAAACCGAGGGCAAGCAAUUGGCUGUUACCAUUCAUGUAUAAAUGUAAAAAUGUAAUGCUUUUUUAAUGUAGUUUAUAUUCUACUGCCCAACUACUGACAAUAAAUAGUGUAUAUUUUCUUUAUACUCUGUGUUAUGACAAGACACCUCAAUAUGACACAGUGUUCUUGUUUUUUUAAGAUUGAAAAGCCUUAAAAACAUUGAAAUAAUAACAACAGAUUCCCUUUUCAGCUGCAUUCAGGUGUAAAUUUGAUGUUGGAUUGGUAGUUCUUCCAUAGUUUAACUGAACUGUGACCUCCUGAGCUCUGCAGGUACCUUAACCAGAUAUUUCAGCCUCACUCUCAAUUCAUUAAGUUUUGGGCCUUUAAUCAGCUAACUUCCUAGCAUCCCAUGGAGGACACGGUGGCCUGGUUGUUCCAGAGGUUGUUGCUCAGUAGCUGGAGGAUUGCAGCUUGGACAUCCUCAUAUCAAAGCUGGUACAAUAUGCUCCUGUGGUUUUGGCUAACAGGACUUCUAGGUCCGUGGCACGCAAGGCAAGGAAAGAAAUCUCUGUUAGCAGAACUCCAGAGCUUACCCCUGUGCCACUUGCCCCAGAUAAAAAGGUUAAAUAUUUGUGGUUUAAGAAGUCAUAGUUCAGUUAACCUCCUACUUGGUUGACAGGGUAGCAAUAACAUUUGCAGCUUUAUAGAAUAUUCACUAGCAUGUUCCACCCAAUAGUAUUAUUCCCAAGGCCAGCUGCCUGCUGGGUUUUAACAUGUGAAUGUCUGCCUGUGCCAUCUCCAUUCUCGACCCUAACACUCUGUUUGCAUGUACCGGGCUUUUUGUUCUUUUUCCUCACUCCAUGGGUCUGUUGUUCUUUCCAUAGUUUGUUUUACUUCCUAUCCGCUUCUUCUCACUAAAUCUAUUCAUACCAAUGCCCACCUCUCGAGUUUUGCUGCUAUUACUGUCCAUCACUAUCAGUAACUUAUUACAUUCCAGUUCUCUCUCUGUGACAGUUUGUAUGCCUACUAUUCCUUUUCCUUUGUGCACCAUUUCUGGCAAGGGAAUUCUCUGAAAUGUGGAUCAUGUUCUCUCCCCACUCCAUUGUGAAGAUCAUUCUACACAGGGCACAUUGGCCAAAGAAUGAAGAUCUUCAUCCUUUUUUAGACCAAGUCGACUACUUUUUCCAUUCAGAUGCUGCCUUAAACUGGAGUGCCUACCACACCGAUUCACCGACAAUGAUACCAGGCAAUUAUAGCUGCCAGGUGUUUUUCCACCACCCCACUGAGAUAGCUAUCCUGCAAUUUUAAUGCAGCUAAAACUCUCAAAAUCCUCUAUUUUAAAAUCAGCUAGACUGCCAUGGUUACUAAGGCAUUUUAAUCAAUUAAAUAGAAAACCCCAUUGUGAUUUAUUGCUAGCUGUUGAAUGUGGACUCAAUGCUGGUUUCCUAACACAGAGGUUGUAACCUUUUCCACAGUGGCAGGAAUAUCUUGUGACAUCCCUGACAGCAUCUAUGGGAAAUCUGCUUUCCUGCAUGUUCAGUGAGUCACUGACCAGCUAUUAGUGCUGCCACUUGGACAUCCACAACAGGUUCCCUGUGGUCGUGUUAUGGGUUUUAGAUUCAGAACCUGCAUCUUUCCAGGUCAUGUUGCACUACGCGUCUAUUUGUUGGUGAUAUACAGUUGUAGUUUAGCAACAGGUGGAGGGACUUGGAAUAAAGCCCAUAAAACACCACCUGGAACGAAUUUGUGCUAUUCUCUUGAUCGCUUAUGGAACUGACUUGGAUACAUAGGAUGCCCCCAUUUUAUGCCAUGAAGUCCUGCCACCGGGGAGUCGUUUUGUCCUAUAAACAUUAUACAAAUAAUGGUAAUAUUUUAUAAUUGUAUGCACUUUUUUUUUGUUUUUAAUAAACAAAUUGAAUUCUGAUCUGUUUAUACAUAUAUAUAUAUUGUACAUAUAAAUGUCCACUGAGCCCACUUCAAUCACUUGUCUUUAUCAAAACUUGUGUGUGUCAAACUGCAGUAGCCAGCUUAUUGUUCCAUUGGGACGAAGUCUCAUUUAUAUCUGUUUAUUCACAGAGACUUCUGAAUCAUGGUUCAUAGUGUUAGUCUUUUGACUAGCAGUACUGUUAUGCAAUUAAAAUACAGAUUUGGAAUUGCUGCUUAAAUGGGCGGUUAAAGGGGUCAUAUUCCCUCACAUAUAAUAAUGUAAAAUUGCUCGCAGUGCUCUUCUGAAAUUCAUGCAACAUCAUGAAUGAGUAACCUGAGCGCCCCCUGCUGUUCAGACAGAACAUCUGCCAUUAUUGAAGUAGAAAGCAGCUCUUGACACUCGGUGACUGACUCAGUGUGACAGGAGUGAUGGAAGCCACAGGAAAUGGUUCUGCUGCAGUCAUUCUUGUGCAAUUCUUCUUGCUUUAACAGCCUGGGGUGUUCAGGUUACACAUUAGUUAUGUUAGGAGUUCAAAAACUGCUUAUAUAAAAUCUUUAAAAAAAAUAAAAAAUUCAAGUGUCUAGAAGAGGACUCUGCAAUGUUCCAUUGUUAUGCAUAGGCUUUAAGUCCUGUUUAAGACAAGGCAUAUAACCACUGCUACUGAAAGGUGACUAAAAAGUUUUCAGGUGCUGACGAGGAGAAAAACAAUUGGCUGUGAGCUGCAGCACUCCAAUUCAGUGUGCAUUAAGCCGGUUUUCUAUCGGCUGUGACAAUAUUUUCCCAGUGUCAUUUAGUGUUAUCUUUAAUUGUUUUCCUAUAAAAUGUACACAUUUUCUAUGUCUGACUGACUGUUCAUUUGUCAUGAAAAGGGAGGAACAUAAAUACCACUAUUAAGCUAGUGCCACAUGUAGCGUAUUCUCAGCAAGCCGAAAAACGCUUGCCGAGAAUAUGCCCCGCCACUGUAAGAUCCCCCUACUUGUGCCUGCACCAGAAAGCAUUGAAUACACUUGGGUGCAGGCACAUGUAGCCAAUAUCUCGCAUUUUUUUGCCGGAUGUCAGCUUCAUGUGCCUGCACCAAAGCUUAUUCAAUGCUUCCCGGUGCAGUGCAUUUACAAUAGUGGGGCGUGUUCUCGGCAAGCUUUUUUUUGACUUGGCAAGAAUACACUGUGUGGCAUUAGCCUUACACGGUUAGAAGGCUGGGGCUAUUUAAAUAGUUUUAAUCGAUUCUGAAUAUUGUACUCAAGGGUUAUUUAUAUAGUGUCUAUAUUGACAAAACUACAAACAUUUGUAGUUUUUUCUUUUUAUGUAAUAGUAUUUUAGUGUUGCAAAACCAUUUUGAUGCUGGAGAAGUCUGCCAUUUUUGUUUUGCCCCCACUCCCUCCCCAGUGCCAAAUAGGUUCUGUAUUAUGGUUGCAGGUUGUUUUAUUGUUUGCAGUGAAUUCAGUCGGCACCAGUGAGCAAUAAAGCAACAGAGAAAUGUUUGUGAGCACUCUAGCCAUUUGCUUUCACGCCAAACAAGGCAACACAAGUGAGUAAAUAGGCAAGUAUAAGGAAAGCCCAUUGUACUCACAGUUCUGCAGGCAUUGUUCUGUUAAGGUGGCUUGUAUUAAUACAUUUUUACCCCAGUGAAUAGUUUUUUAAAAUCCAAUGUGACAUGUUGAUUUUUAUUAUUGGUAAAUACAUUGUUUCAAAAUAGUGUUCUCUGUUGGGAAUAUUUUCAUGGAAUAAAACAAAGGAAACAUUGUAA
Xenopus tropicalis (tropical clawed frog) is the source of this 6001-nucleotide messenger RNA. RefSeq names its product formin binding protein 1 like (gene fnbp1l). Bases 227 to 1882 code for a protein of 551 amino acids. NCBI's taxonomy places the organism in Eukaryota, Metazoa, Chordata, Amphibia, Anura, Pipidae. The record is from RefSeq and is a predicted model, not a curated record. Gene Ontology annotation, cellular component: cytoplasm; plasma membrane; cytoskeleton. The transcript is spliced from 16 exons. Gene Ontology annotation, biological process: signal transduction.